AUGGCUGUACCUUUCUUGUCAAAAUUGUUAAAAGAAUUCACUCUUAAACGUCUUAUAUUUUGGUUUUUUUGGGUUGGGUCCCAUAUUUUUUUAUUCAUUUUUGGUUUUCUAAAGCAAAAGUAUGACAGAUCUUUGGAUAACCUUAAUGUAAACGGUUUAUCUGUAUGGAUUUCUCAUGGUGCUGCUCUAUGCCUCGCUUACGAUGGCGCUCUAAUCCUCUUACCUGUUCUCAGAAAUAUUAUAAAAUAUUUACGUGCUAUAAGUUUUUUAAAUAAACUUAUUCCGUUUGAUGAAAGUCUUUGGUUUCACCUUCAAACCGCUUAUGCUAUGCUCUUUUGGACUUUAGUACAUACUUUUGCUCAUUUUAUUAACUUUUGGAAGUUGGAACAGCUUGGCAAGUUUCAGACUUGGCAACUUAAUUAUACUACUUGGGCUGGACUUACUGGCCAUUUUAUGUUACUUAUAAUGGUUUUAAUGUACACCUCUUCUCAUUAUGAGAUACGUCAUCAAUCUUUUGAAACUUUUUGGUACACCCAUCAUCUUGCUUUCUUCUUUAUGUUUUGUUUAUAUUUUCAUGGUUAUGGAUGUUUUGUAAAAACCGAUCAAGGUGAAUGUAAAGGAUAUUUUUCUUGGAGAUUCACCAUAGUUGGUGGUAUUUUAUACUUUUUUGAACGUUUCCUACGUGAAAUCCGUGCUCGUCGACCAACCAAAAUCACAAAAGUUAUUGACCACCAUUUGAAAGUAAUUGAAAUUCAAUUUGAUAAACCUUCUUUCCGUUAUAAGGCUGGCCAGUACUUGUUCUUAAAUGUCCCUGCUAUCUCAACUUGGCAAUGGCAUCCCUUCACAAUCACUUCGGCACCAGAUGAUCCUUACAUUUCCAUUCAUAUUCGUCAAGUUGGUGAUUUCACUAAUAAACUUGGUGAAUUGCUUGGAUGUGAUUCUAAUAAUUUUAAUUUUGUUUCUAAACGAACCGUACCUGCCGUUAUACCAACUCUCCGCAUUGAUGGUCCUUAUGGUACUCCUACUGAGGAUGUAUUUAAAAAUGAGAUUACCAUUUUGAUAGGUUAUGAUAUAGGUGUUACUUCUUUUGUCUCUAUCCUCAAAAAUAUUUGGUAUAAAACUCUUAUCUCUAUUUUUGACAUUGGCUCAUUUCAAUGGUUUCAGUCCUUACUAAAAACUUUAGAAGCAACCCAAAUGGAAGCUGGUCUCCUAAAGCUCCACAUUUAUCUGACAUCAAAGCUUGGAGAAUCCACUAUAAACAAUAUUAUGAUUAAUGAUGUAUCUAGUUCAUAUGAUCCAUUGACAGAUUUGGAAAGCAGAACGCAUUACGGCAGUCCAAAUUUUGGACAUAUAUUUAGCCAAUUGAAUCAAGCAAUUGAGAGUGGUCUUUACUUGCCGGGCAUAGAAGGAAAUUUGAAUACUAAAGUGGGUGUAUAUUACAAUGGUCCUCCUGAGUUGGCUAAAAGUUUGAAAAAAGAUUGCGAUUCUGCAAAUACUGAAGGCGUAAAAUUCCAUCUCCAUAAAGAGAGUUUUUAG
This is a messenger RNA of Dentiscutata erythropus, 1536 nucleotides long. The record is from the annotation of a GenBank genome assembly. NCBI's taxonomy places the organism in Eukaryota, Fungi, Glomeromycota, Glomeromycetes, Diversisporales, Gigasporaceae.